AUGGACGAGGACGUGCGGAAGCUAGGGGAGUACGACACUGUAGCUUUCAAGACGGUUACUGCUACCGCUUCCAGCUUCGUGCUUGGCUCGAUAGCCGGCGCCAUCGCCGCCACGUGGAGCGACGUGCCGGCGGUGGAGCGCAACGUGGCGAUGCCGGCGCUGAUGAAGACGGGGCGCAUGAUGGGGCGCUACGGCGUCGCCUUCGCCGCCGUCGGCACGGCCUUCGCCGCCGCCGACGCUAUCGCGCAGGAGUCGCGCGGCACUAAGGACAUCUGGAACGGCGUUAUUGGCGGGCUGGCUGCGGGCGCCGUCGUCGGCGUGCAAGCCAACAGCCUGCCAUUAGCAGCAGGAGCAUGUGCGUCACUGGCAGCCGUAUCUGCCAUCAUCGAUGCAAGUGGCCAAGCAACCCGUGUCCCCACCGGCCGCGAGUACCUUCCCUUCUCGGCACCUCCUCCCAGCAGCUCCACCUAA
Messenger RNA from Closterium sp. Naga37s-1, 471 nucleotides. Lineage: Eukaryota; Viridiplantae; Streptophyta; Zygnematophyceae; Desmidiales; Closteriaceae. The record is from the annotation of a GenBank genome assembly.